CCCCCGCCCCAGCCCGCGGAGGCCUUCUGUUACCUGGUGCCCCAUGCCCCCGGGGCUGGCUCUGACCCUCCACCGCCCUGUCUGGCCGCGGGGCCCUAAUCCUGCUCGUCUCCUCUGCAGGCCUCCUCGCUAGAGAGGCGGAGCCCUGGCCUGGCCUCUUGCCUCUCUCACAGCCUGUGCCCUGGGGAGCCCGGCUUGCAGACCACAGCAGUGGUGUCCAUGGGGUCCGCAGACCAUCAGUUCCACCUGGCGGAGAUCCUGUCUCGGAACUACAGUGUCCAGGAGGAGCAUGAAGGGGCUGCGCGGGGCCCAGAGAAGCCGGAGGAGGAGCUAGAGAAGGACUUCGUCUCCCAGAGCAGCGACAUGCCCCUUGACGAGCUGCUGGCCCUCUACGGCUACGAGCCCUCGGACCCCAUUUCGGAGCGCCAGAGUGAGGGCAGCGAUGCCACAACCAACCUCCCGGACAUGACCCUGGACAAGGAACAAAUAGCGAAGGAUUUGCUUUCAGGGGAAGAAGAGGAAGAAACACAGUCCUCAGCCGAUGACCUCACCCCAUCUGUGACCUCCCAUGAGGCCUCUGACCUUUUCCCUAAUCAGAGUGGACCCCGCUUCCUGCCUGAUGCAGACAAGGAGCCUGGCUCCUCCAGCUCGUCGGACACCGAGGAGGACCCGCUUCCCGCCAACAAGUGUAAGAAGGAGAUCAUGGUUGGGCCUCAGUUCCAAGCCGACCUCAGCAAGCUGCACUCGAACCGUCAGGGUGAGAAGCUCUAUGAGAAUGAAGACCAGCUGCUCUGGGACCCCAGCAUCCUUCCUGAGGGGGCGGUGGAGGAGUUCCUGUACCGGGCGGCGAAGCGGCGGUGGCGUGAGGUGGCUGAGUCUCAGCUCCCGGAGGGAGAGGCGGUGAAAGACAGCGAGCAGGUGGGCGGCCCUGGGGGCGGAGGAGCCAUGGGGCGGGGGCCAGUGUGGUUGUGUGAUUGUGACGAAUUCAAGGGAAACCACUUGUCCUGGGCAAUGGUGGCUCCCCUCCCCCAGGCACUGUAUGAGCUGGUGAAAUGCAACUUCAAUGCCGAGGAGGCCCUGCGGAGGCUGCGGUUCAACGUGAAGGUGAUCCGAGACGGGCUGUGCGCCUGGAGCGAGGAGGAGCGCCGCAACUUCGAGCACGGCUUCCGUGUGCAUGGCAAGAACUUCCACCUGAUCCAGGCCAACAAGGUGCGCACACGGUCCGUGGGCGAGUGCGUGGAGUAUUACUACCUGUGGAAGAAGUCUGAGCGCUACGACUACUUCUCCCAGCAGACGCGGCUGGGCCGCCGGAAGUACGGCCCGUCGGGAACCACGGAUGCGGACCAGGACCUGGAUGGCGGUGACCCCGAUGGCCCUGGCCGCACCCGCUCCUCGCCGCCCCUGCCUCUGCCUGCCACUGCCGACGGCCCGGGCCCUGAGCGGGACCCCCUGGCCCGGAUGCGCACCGAGCCCCUGAGCAUGGGCAGCAGCACGUCUGGGAGUCUCGGCGCGCCCGGGGAGGCCUCCGACAGCCCCCUGUCCUCGGAGCCAGGACCCUGUUCGUUCCAGCCACCGGAUGUAGACACGCCCCCGGCCGUGCCCCUGCCUCGGCGGCCCCCAGCCCUGGCUGAGCCAGCCUUCUACUCCCCCACCACGGCCGCUUCAGAGCCUGGUGCCAGCCCGAGGCUGGCUGUGGACUUGGCCCUGCCCGGGGCCCUCCCCGAGGAGCUGCCCCUCAUCUCCAGCCACGUGGAUAUGGACGGAGAGCCCGAGGAGGCCGUGGCCCCCGCACAGGUGGCUUUGUCGGUUGCCGAGUUUGGACUCAUCGGCAUCGGGGACGUGAAUCCCUUCCUGGCCGCCCACCCCGCGUGCCCGGCCCCUACGCUGCACUCGGAGCCCCUGUCACACUGUAACGUGAUGACCUGUUGAUCCCUGGCCACAGGCGGGCGUUUGUGGCCCAGAUUGGACUUGGGGCCGCUGUGAGGCCUGCCUGUCAGUCUUCCUGACCCUCCCCUCCUCGCGGGCCUCCGGUAGCUCCUCUGCUCAGAGCACGUCAAGGACCGGGCUGAGCGGUGGCCCCUCCCCACGCCACACACGCACCAGCACUGCUGCCUGGCUCCAGCCUCUGCGCCCACCACGGGACCCAUUGGGUGGCGGGGCGCGGAGGGCUGGCCCAUCCAGCCAGCAGAGGCGAGGAAGGCGGCCGGGCCCCGCCAGGGACGUGGGGAGGUGGGGCCGGACGCCGCCCCUACCAGCAGCAGCCUCCGCCGGCACCCUCGGCACUCUGCUCGCCUGUCUCCCUGCGCCUGGCCGGACUUCGGGCUGCCCCCGCCCAGGGCUCAGGGGGCAGCUGCUACUCGGUGCCAAACCCUGUGGGGCACAGAGCCAUAUACCUCGAUGUCGGCCCGCCCCGCCCUGACGUCCACCCGCUCUCUCCACUUCAGGAAAAGCCGCACUUUAUGCCCCCACCCCACCCCCACCUCCACCCCGGGGCCCCCGGCAGCCUCGGACGUGGGUCUGAGGACGCAGAACUCACAGCCCCUUGGUACCGAGGCCUGUCGCCUGCCGCACUGAGGGGCCCGGCUCCAGCCCGUUUCCCUGACCCCCUAGGUCGUGUUUCUGUUGAGGCUUCCUAGCAAGGUGGCUUGGGGGCCUGGGCCUUCUCCUCUCCAGCCUCCUCGUUUUAUUUAUGUUUCUGUUUACAAAUCGGAGUGGGGUCCUCCAGGGGCAGGGCAGCGCUCCCGGCCCCGGUGUCACCAAGGGGGGCUUUGGCUCGAGCCCGUCCGCAGGGCUGGACUCGACCUUCCCUCGGCCCACCAAGGACCACACUGUGAAGUGACAACUGCCUUGAUCCCCUUGCUGUUUUAUUUAUUAAACUUGAUUUGAAGCCC
Messenger RNA from Lagenorhynchus albirostris (white-beaked dolphin), 2891 nucleotides. RefSeq names its product MIER family member 2 (gene MIER2). Gene Ontology annotation, biological process: negative regulation of transcription by RNA polymerase II. The transcript is spliced from 12 exons. The coding region runs from base 220 to 1929 and encodes 569 amino acids. NCBI's taxonomy places the organism in Eukaryota, Metazoa, Chordata, Mammalia, Artiodactyla, Delphinidae. Gene Ontology annotation, cellular component: nucleoplasm. Gene Ontology annotation, molecular function: transcription corepressor activity; histone deacetylase binding. The record is from RefSeq and is a predicted model, not a curated record.